AACCUAAAUUGCAAUUGUAAGCUUUCUUCAAUCUAGCGUAUGAUGCUCGCGUUCACCCAGCUGUACUAAGCACUAGUUAAAAUAAACAGCCUAUCUCGCAAAUCUUGUCGUCUUCUCUUACUCUAUGCUUGUGGUCUACUUAUAGUUAACAAGCCCGCCGUUUGUUAUCGCGAAUGCCACUUGUGUACUGUACACGAGGGAUCUCCUGGACCUAACCUGUCACCAAGAAGCAGCGGCCUGAGAGUAUUUUUCCGAAUCGGAGCGAAGGUCACGUGCUCUGCAAAGGGUUAAGUAGCGGUCACGGAGAGCAGCGGAAGUAUAAAAGCGCGCCGGGCCCCUCAGUAGUCACUCAUUGGUCUCCAGGUAGCAGUAGGAAGCACCAGACACCCUGUCAGCAAACAUGAAGUCCUUUGUGGUGUUCGCCGCCGUGUUGGCCGUUGCCGCCGCUGGUUCCCGCCCCCUCCUCAUGUCCAACGAGCGCCUGAUGCUGGCCGAGAGGCCCGAGCUCGCGAAGCAAGUCUUGACCAAGGAGGGCGGCGCCCAGAUCGUUGACAUGGCCUUCGACAUGGACGAGCCCGGCCGCUACCUGUACCACUUCAAGACCAACAACGGCAUCGCCAAGAUGGAGCAGGCCGCCCUGGAGAAGGACGCCGGCAAGGUGCAGGGCUCCUACGAGUGGACCAGCCCCGAGGGCCAGAACUUCAAGCUGGAGUACGUCGCCGACGAGCUCGGCUUCCACCCCGUGGCCGCUCACCUGCCCGUCGCCCCCGCCGCCCCCGAGAUUCCCGUCGCCAUCCAGCGCUCUCUGGAGUGGAACGCCGCCCACCCCGAGGAGGACGACUCUCAGAUGUACGAGCAGUCCCAGUCCCAGAUGUACGCCCAGCCCCAGUCCCAGAUGUACGUCAGCAAGAAGAUCAUGUACUAAUCGCUAUUAUUCCGUUUUCCCCAUGAGUCUCUCUUAUCUGCUAUAAUAAUAAAUUUAUUUAUGUAUACGCAAA
Molecule: messenger RNA, 998 nt
Organism: Frankliniella occidentalis (western flower thrips)
Lineage: Eukaryota; Metazoa; Arthropoda; Insecta; Thysanoptera; Thripidae
Product: cuticle protein CP14.6-like
Exons: 3
Coding region: 401-925 (174 amino acids)
Cellular component (GO): chitin-based extracellular matrix
Molecular function (GO): structural constituent of chitin-based larval cuticle
Source: RefSeq, a predicted model, not a curated record